Messenger RNA from Theileria annulata, 345 nucleotides. RefSeq names its product 40S ribosomal protein S26e, putative. The coding region runs from base 1 to 345 and encodes 114 amino acids. Gene Ontology annotation, biological process: translation. The transcript is spliced from 2 exons. Gene Ontology annotation, molecular function: mRNA binding; structural constituent of ribosome. The record is from RefSeq and is a predicted model, not a curated record. Lineage: Eukaryota; Apicomplexa; Aconoidasida; Piroplasmida; Theileriidae. Gene Ontology annotation, cellular component: cytosolic small ribosomal subunit; ribosome.
AUGCCCUUUAAGAGGCGUAACGCCGGAAGAUCCAAGCAUGGCAGAGGCCAUGUUAACCCUGUCAGAUGCAGCAACUGUGGCCGUUCAGUUCCAAAGGAUAAGUCAAUUAAGAGAUUUAAUGUAAGGAACAUCGUCGACGCAAGCGCUCAGCGUGAUAUUAGGGAAGCUUGCGCCUAUUCACUGUUCAAUGUGCCCAAGUUGUACAUUAAACAGUGCUAUUGCGUGAGUUGUGCAAUUCACUCGAGGGUUGUUAGAGUCCGUUCUGCCCAAGGACGCAAGGUUAGGACUUACGUUCAACAAAGACAAAUGCAAGUCAAACUAAACCUGCCAAACAAGGACAAUUAG